AUGUCCUCCGACUCCUACCUUGCCCUCCCGGGUUCGGUGGCGUUCUCCCGCUCUCGCGGACAGGCCAUCGCUGCGAGCCUGGGUGUACAGGAUGUCCGAGCCCAAUGGGUUCACUACAUCCACACCUCUCAGCCGCUUGACAACUCGCAGCGUGCUGUCCUGGAGCAAUUGCUCCGUUACGGCGACAUCAACGACGUUCCUCCCACCUUCACCUCCGAUGACGGCAAAUUCGAUACUUUCUACAUCUUCCCCCGAACCGGAACCAUUUCGCCAUGGAGCUCCCAAGCCACCGGUAUCUCACACGUCUGCGGCCUGCGCAACUCUGUGAAGCGUAUCGAGCGUGGUAUGAAGGUCUCCUGCCUCCGCAAUGGCCCCGAAGACUACAAGACCGGCUACAUGGAUCUGCUCCACGACCGCAUGACCCAGAUCAUUAGCCAAGAUGAGCCAGAGCUCCAGUUGAUGUUCUCCGAGCACGCCCCUCAGCCUCUCAAGACCAUCUCUCUCCAGGGUGGCGCCAAGUCUCCCAAAGAGACCCUCCAAGAAGCAAACAAGGAACUCGGUCUGGCUCUGGAUGAGUCUGAGAUCGAAUAUCUCGCGGAGGCUUAUGGUCCCAACGGUGCCAUUGCGCGCGAUCCCACUGACGUCGAACUUUUCAUGUUCGCCCAAGUCAACUCCGAGCACUGCCGUCACAAGCAGUUCAACGCAUCCUGGGUCAUCGAUGGCAAGCCCAUGCCCAACAGCCUUUUCGCCAUGAUCCGCAACACCCACAAGAAGCACCCCGAGCACACCGUCAGUGCCUACUCAGACAACGCUGCCGUUCUGGAAGGUAGCGAGGCUGCCUUUUGGGCUCCUGACCCCACCACUGGCGAGUGGAACCACACCAAGGAACUCGUUCACUUCCUUGCUAAGGUUGAGACUCACAACCACCCUACUGCCGUUUCCCCUUACCCAGGUGCUGCCACUGGUGCCGGUGGUGAGAUCCGUGAUGAAGGCGCUGUUGGCCGUGGCUCUCGCCCCAAGGCCGGUCUCUCCGGUUUCUGUGUCUCCGACCUCAUGAUCCCUGGUAACGAACAACCCUGGGAGCUUGAUGUUGGCAAGCCAAACCACAUCGCCAGCAGCUUGGAUAUCAUGCUGGAGGCUCCCAUUGGCAGUGCCGCUUUUAACAACGAGUUCGGUCGUCCUUGCACAGCCGGAUAUUUCCGUACCCUUCUCACUGAGAUUGAUGUUGGCAAUGGCCAGAAGGAAAUCCGUGGUUACCACAAGCCCAUCAUGAUUGCUGGUGGUGUCGGUACCGUCCGUCCCCAGCACGCCCUUAAGAACCCCGAUGUUGUUAAGCCCGGCUCUUUCCUUGUUGUCCUGGGUGGCCCUGCCAUGCUCAUUGGUCUUGGUGGUGGUGCCGCCUCUAGUAUUGCUUCUGGAGAGGGUUCCGCGGAUCUUGACUUCGCCAGUGUCCAGAGAGGCAAUGCCGAGGUUCAGCGCAGAGCUCAAGAGGUUAUCAACGCCUGUGUUGCGAUGGGUAACAACAACCCCAUCAAGUUCAUUCACGAUGUUGGUGCUGGUGGUCUCUCCAACGCCCUUCCAGAGCUUAUCCACGAUUCCGGCCUGGGAGCGAAGUUCGAGCUUCGUGAAGUUGACAGCGCUGACCGCAGCAUGAGCCCCAUGCAAAUCUGGUGCUGUGAGGCUCAAGAGCGUUAUGUCCUGGCUGUCGGUGAGGAUUCGAUGAACAAGUUCACUGCCAUUGCUCACCGUGAGCGUUGCGGCUUCUCCGUUGUUGGUCGCGGAGGCGGCACUUCUGAGGAAGAGAAGCGUCUUAUCCUGAUGGACCGCGAGUCUACUGAGUACCCGGCCCCCAUCGACCUGCCCUUGUCGGUCCUUUUCGGCAAGCCUCCUCGCAUGACCCGAACCGUCGAUUCGCGCAAGUUGACCCUUCCCGCUGUGGACUCCAGCCUUACCAAGUACCUGCCUUCGCUCACUUCCAAGACCGAGCUGGUUGGUGAGGCCGUGAACAGAGUUCUCUCUCUACCUGCUGUCGGCUCAAAGUCUUUCCUUAUCACCAUUGGUGACCGAACCGUCGGUGGUUUGACCGCUCGUGACCAGAUGGUUGGCCCAUGGCAGACCCCCGUUUCCGAUGUCUCUGUCACUGCUACCUCUCUGCUCCAGGGAGUGAAGACUGGUGAAGCUAUGGCUAUGGGUGAGAAGCCUACCCUGGCUCUUAUCUCAUCCGGUGCUUCCGCUCGUAUGGCUGUUGCUGAGUCUCUUAUGAACAUUGCCGCUUCUGACCUGGUGGACCGUCUUUCCCAAGUGAAGCUUUCCGCUAACUGGAUGUCCGCCAGCAGCCACCCCGGUGAGGGCGCUGCCAUCUACGAGGCUGUUGAGGCCAUCGGUCUGGAUAUGUGCCCUAAGCUUGGCAUUUCCAUUCCGGUUGGUAAGGACUCUAUGUCAAUGAAGAUGAAGUGGAAGGACGAGGCCUCGAACGAGGCCAAGGAGGUUACUGCGCCCAUGUCAUUGGUCAUUACCUCUUUCGCCCCCGUUGGCGACUACCGCAAGACUUGGACCCCUGCUCUCCGCAGCUUUGAGGAUGUCGGAGAGACUGUCCUCAUGUUCGUUGAUCUCGCUUUCGGUCGCAAGGCCCUUGGUGGAUCUGCUCUCGCCCAGGUCUUCGGUGAGGUUGGCUCUGAGUGCCCUGAUGUUCGCGACAUGGAUAUCUUCCGUGACUUCUUCGAUGCUACCCAGCAGCUCCAGGAGUCUGGAAUUGUCCUGGCCUACCACGACCGCUCCGACGGUGGACUCCUCACUACUCUGGCUGAGAUGAUGUUUGCUGGCCGUUGUGGUGUCGAGAUCAUGACUGACAACAUCUGCUCCUCCUUCAACACCCCCGACGUUGUCGAGGCUCUCUUUAACGAGGAGCUGGGUGCUGUCUUCCAGGUUCGCAAGGAGCACGAGAUUCAGUUCCGCUCUUGCUUCGCUACUUGUGGUCCUCCCGCCGGUCUGAUUCACAAGAUUGGUCGCGUUUCUGAGCAGCCCAAGCAGAACCUCACCAUCUACCACAAGGCCUCCCUGAUCUUCCGCGAGACCCGCGCCAAGCUCCAGCAAACCUGGUCCAAGACCUCCUACUCUUUACAAAAGAUCCGUGACAACGCUGAGUGUGCCGACCAAGAGUUUGAGAACAUACUCGAUGACAAGAACCCCGGUCUGUCCUGGAACCCUAGCUUCGACCCCAAGGACCGAGGCCUGCCCAUCAUGACCAGUCUCUCUCAAUAUUCACCCUUCACCAACAAGCCCCGCGUCGCCAUUCUCCGUGAACAAGGUGUCAACAGUCAGGCCGAGAUGGCCUUCGCCUUCAACACCGCCGGCUUCUCCGCCGUCGACGUCCACAUGACCGAUAUUAUCUCUGGUCGAGUUUCCCUGGCCAGCUUCGCCGGUCUCGCCGCCUGCGGUGGUUUCUCUUACGGUGAUGUUCUCGGUGCCGGCCAAGGCUGGGCCAAGUCCGUCCUGCUGCACGAUAACACCCGUAAAGAAUUCCAAUCCUUCUUCGAGCGCCCCGACACAUUCGCCCUGGGUGUCUGCAACGGCUGUCAAUUCCUGUCUCGCGUGAAGGAGCUUAUCCCCGGUGCCGGCAACUGGCCCAGCUUCGAGCGCAACACUAGCGAGCAGUACGAGGGCCGUGUCUGCAUGGUCCAAGUUUCCGACCCGGAUCCUUCGCGCCCUGGAGUCUUCUUCCACGGUAUGGACGGUACUUCUCUGCCCAUUGCCGUUGCCCACGGCGAAGGCCGCGCAUCGUUCGCCGGUACCCCCGGCAUGUCUGCUAGCGACUUUGUUCGCGAGGGUCUGGCUCCUGUCCGCUUUGUCGACAAUGCUACUCUCAAGCCUACCCAGCGUUACCCCUUCAACCCUAACGGCAGUCCCGAGGGUAUCGCUGGUGUCCGCAGUCCCGACGGUCGUGUUCUGGCCAUCAUGCCUCACCCUGAGCGUACCGUCAUGAACGGCAUUGCCAGCUACAACUCUCCCGAUGCCGAGCAGUGGGGUGACAUUGGUCCUUGGGGCCGCAUCUUCUUCAGUGCCAGACGUUGGGUUGGCUAG
Penicillium manginii is the source of this 4080-nucleotide messenger RNA. RefSeq names its product phosphoribosylformylglycinamidine synthase. Lineage: Eukaryota; Fungi; Ascomycota; Eurotiomycetes; Eurotiales; Aspergillaceae. Gene Ontology annotation, biological process: 'de novo' IMP biosynthetic process. The transcript has a single exon. The record is from RefSeq and is a predicted model, not a curated record. The coding region runs from base 1 to 4080 and encodes 1359 amino acids. Gene Ontology annotation, molecular function: phosphoribosylformylglycinamidine synthase activity.